Molecule: messenger RNA, 2986 nt
Organism: Aethina tumida (small hive beetle)
Lineage: Eukaryota; Metazoa; Arthropoda; Insecta; Coleoptera; Nitidulidae
Product: lysosomal alpha-mannosidase-like
Exons: 14
Coding region: 2-2953 (983 amino acids)
Biological process (GO): mannose metabolic process
Cellular component (GO): lysosome
Molecular function (GO): alpha-mannosidase activity; carbohydrate binding
Source: RefSeq, a predicted model, not a curated record
CAUGUGGUUUAUAUUACUAUUACCAGUUGUGUUUACGAAACCAUUUAAUUUUACCAUAAAUGAUGACAUCGUAUGCAAAACUUAUGAUGCUUGCCAUCCAAUUGAUCCGAACAAACUGAAUGUGCAUCUUGUACCGCAUUCCCACGAUGAUGUAGGGUGGUUAAACACUGUCAAUGGAUACUACAGUGGAACUGUAGAAAACAUUAUUGGAUCUACAAUUGCUGGAUUAUCCCAAAACUCUAAAAGAAGGUUUAUUCAAGUAGAAACAGCAUUUUUUAAAAUGUGGUUAUCGAAACAGUCACAAGAAACAAUUGAUAUUGUCAAGGAUCUUGUGAACGAGGGUAGACUAGAGAUCAUCGGGGGAGCUUGGAGUAUGAAUGACGAAGCCGCAUCUCACUAUCAGAGUACCAUUGAUCAAUUUACUUUGGGUCUUAAAUAUUUGAAAGACACCUUGGGAAAAUGUGCUCGUCCAAGAGUUGGUUGGCAAAUCGAUCCCUUCGGACAUUCAAGGGAACAAGCUUCGUUAUUCACUCAAAUGGGCUUUGAUUCAUUUUUCACAGCGAGAAUUGACUAUAGAGAUAAAGCAAGAAGGGAAAAAGAUAAAGCAAUGGACACCCUUUGGACCUCUAGUGCCAAUCUAGGAAGCGAAUCUAACAUUUUAUUUUCAACUUUAAACCAUCAUUAUAAUUACCCAGGUGGAUUUUGCUGGGACAAAGGUUGUGGUGAUCCCAUUCUGAUUCCUGAUGAGGAGUCAGACAGAUAUAAUUUAAAAGAAAGAAUUGAUCUGUUUGUUGAACGUAUUAAAGAUUAUAAGGACCAUUAUCCAACAAAUAACAUUUUGAUCACAUUUGGUGAUGACUUCCAAUGGACCUGGGCUGAAAAAUAUUUCAUUAACAUUGACAGAUUAAUUGCAGGUUUUAAAAAAUUUAAUCCAACAAUUGACGGACAAGAAAUAAAUAUGAUAUACUCAACACCUUCAUGUUAUGCAAAGGCUGUUAACGAAUUUAUUAAAUCAAACAAUCGAAAAUUAGAAGUUAAAACAGAUGACUUUAUGCCUUACGCUGAUAAUUCUCAUGAUUAUUGGACUGGAUACUACACAUCCAGGGCUUCAUCAAAACGUUUCGAAAGAAUAGGAAACAGUAUUAAUCAAGUAACCAAACAACUUUCUGCUCUCACAGGCUUGUCAUCCGACAAAAAUAGGGCACUAGAAGAAGCUAUGGGAGUUAUGCAACAUCAUGAUGCCAUAACUGGAACAGAAAAACAAGCUGUCGAAAAAGACUAUCACAAACAUUUAUCAGCUGGAAUUAGUAACGCAAUUGAAAUAACUAGUGAAGCAUUAAGUCAACUUUUGGGAUUUGAAGAAAAUGUUUUAAAUCUUCAAUAUUGCCCACUUGCUAAUGUCAGUAUUUGUUUAGAAACUGAAAGUGUUGAAAGUGUAAAUGUUCUUUUAUAUAAUCCUAUAGCACGACAAGUAACUCAAUUCAUCCAAGUUCCUGUAAGUGGAACCGAUUGGAAAGUGAAAAAUCAAGAAGGGGACGAAAUAAGUUUCUCACAUAUUACAAAGCCAAUGCGAUCAUAUGAUUAUGUUAUUGAUGAUAUUGGAGGAAAUUUGCAUGAUAAUAUUUUAAUAUUUAAAGCUGAUUUACCAGCACUCAGUUCGAACGUUUUUACAAUUUAUAAAGACCUGAAAGUUAAACGACCUCAGCCUACAUUCAAACCUUUAAUUAAUCUAAAAGAAGAUGCUAAAAUAGGAUUUGAAAAUCAGUAUAUUAUUAUUAAUAAGGACAAUAACUUAGUGAGUCACAUUAAACUUAAUGGUGCUGAAAUUGAAGUAAAAAUUGAGUUAUUAUAUUAUAACGCUCCACACUCGGGCGCAUACAUUUUCAGACCUGAUGAAAACCAGCAACCAGCUCAACAAUUGACUCACAAUAUUAUAACUGAAGUUCUUAAUACUGAUGGAGAUAUAAUUGAAGUUAGACAAACUUUCAGAGAUUGGGCUCAGUAUAUAAUUCGUAUAUACAAAGACGCAGAAUUUAUGGAAAUUGACUGGGUAGUUGGUCCAAUCGAUGUUGGAGACAAUAUACCAAAGGAUAUUAUUCUGAGGUACUCAUCAACAAUGGCGUCUGAAAGUAUUUUCUACACGGACUCGAAUGGUAGGGAAAUGAUGAAAAGGCAGAGGGACCAUAGACCCGAUUAUGAUUACACUGGAGAAGAACCUCAGGCCGGGAACUACUACCCCGUUAAUACAAGAAUGAACAUUAAAAAUAGCGAUACUCAAUUUGGCGUAAUAGUAGAUAGGUCUGAAGGUGGUGCAAGUCUGAGAGAUGGUUGGAUUGAGUUGAUGCUUCACAGGGGAUUGUUAAAUGAUGACAACAGAGGUGUAGGUGAACAUUUAUAUGAAAUUGAAUACGGUACUGGUCUAGUAGUCAGAGGAUCGCAUUAUAUAACCAUUGCACCAAAGGAAGGAUAUGGUGACUUUAAGUCUGCAAAUGCCAUUGAACGCCUUGUUGCACAGAAGGUAACACUGUCUCCAGUUCCGUUUUAUCCUAAACAAAAUAUUUUGGAAAAAUCUAAAUCAUUCAUAAACAAAGACCUUCCUAGAAACGUGCACCUCUUAACUUUAGCACCAUGGAAUGAAAGUGAGAAUCAACUAAUCAUCCGCCUGGAACAUCUAUUUGAGAAAGAUGAAGAUCCAGAACUAUCCAAGGAAGUCACAGUGGACCUAACAGACUUAUUUACAACAUUUUCCAUAAAAUCACUUGAAGAGAGAUCUUUAGAUGGAAAUGCCCAAUUAUCUGAAAUUACAAGGCUUGAGUGGCCACAAAUUGAAGAAACAGAAGCCUCAAACAUUUUGAACAGAAAGAAGAGAAUGUUAAGAGCUGAUACAGAUUUAUCCAUCACUCUGGCUCCUAUGCAAAUAAGGACGUUUAUUGCAACAAUUGAGAGAUACUAAUUUUUUAAUUAAAUAAAAGCAUGUGAAAUUAAG